UAUGGUUUGUUGGGGCCGAGCGGUUGCGGCAAAACAACACUAUUGCGGUGUAUUAUCGGCCGAAUAAAGCCAGACCAGGGGUAUGUCCGUAUAUUUGGCUACCAACCCAACGAACCGGGCAGUCAAAUACCAGGCCCGGCGGUCGGCUAUAUGCCACAGGAAAUCGCGGUCUACGAUGACUUCACUAUCGAAGAGACUCUUCUCUACUUCGGAAGACUUUACAGACUUAACCCCAGGUUUCUGAAGGAGAGGAUAGAGUUUUUGUUGGCAUUCCUCGAUCUGCCCAAUAAGACCCGAAUGGUUAUGAAUUUAAGUGGCGGUCAGAAAAGGAGAGUUUCAUUAGCGGCAGCUUUAGUCCAUUCGCCACCACUUCUCAUACUCGACGAGCCCACUGUGGGCGUAGACCCAUUGCUCAGACAGAGCAUUUGGCAACAUUUAGUAACAUUGACCCAAUCCGAGAGAAUAACUGUAAUCAUAACAACCCAUUACAUAGAGGAGGCCCGACAGGCAAAUGUGGUCGGACUCAUGAGACACGGAAGACUUCUGGCAGAGAACUCACCCGAAGAACUCAUGUCUCAAUACAACUUGACUACACUGGAAGAUGUCUUUUUGAAGUUAUGUAUGACUGAUAUGUCUCUCAAAGCCGCCUCUCUGGCCAACACCACUGGUCUACAGCCACUCAGUGUAACCGAAACCCCCAAUAGUCACACACUUCAUCCACAUUAUCAUCUAAUGGCCACAAAUGGAGAUCUCAAGAACGGUCUUAAGUUUCCUUCAGUAUUUUCACUGUACAACGGAAAUAAUGAGACGAGUUAUACACUACCGCCGACUCCAACCCCCGUGCGAUCCAACAAUAAUACCUCGACCACACAACUGGUUGAAGAGGACGGCCUAUUCAUUAAUCCCAUAUCAUUGGGAACGAUGUCCAGGGGAGCCAAAUAUGAUUUAAGAAGACUGGACGCCAGCGAAUAUUUCUCGACCACAAUGGCUGUCACGUGGAAGAACUUUACGAGACUCAGGAGGAAUGUGCCUCUCCUCUUAUUUCAGUUCGCAUUGCCUGCCAUUCAAGUGAUCCUAUUCUGCAUCUGCAUCGGCGCCGAUCCCUUCAAUAUUAAUGUGGCGAUUGUUAACGAAGAGUUCCCUCCAUUCCUCAGCAGAAUAUUUUUGGACAAAAUCAAUCCACGUCUCGUUAAUCAGUACAAUUUUAGUUCCUUUGACGACGCGAUCAACGCUGUCAAGAGGGGAGAGAUGUGGGGAGUUUUGAAUAUUCCGGAAAAGUUUAGUAUGAGUCUACAGAGAAGGAUGAUAUUAGGCGAAGAUGUGGACAAUAUAACCAUUGAAGGCAGUACUAUAAGGAUAUAUCCAGACCUCACCAAUCAACAAAUUUCAUACACAAUGGAGCGGACAUUCAGGGAAGCAUUCCAGGCGUUUGCAAAGGACACCCUCAACAUACUCGGCCGCAAUCCAGCCUUAGCUGAACUUCCUAUAGCCUUGGGAACUCCUGUUUAUGGAGAAGCUGACCAACAAGGGUAUCUAGAAUAUAUGGCACCGGGAGUUGUAGUAAGCAUUUGCUACAUUAUGGCCACUGGACUCACAGCUUUGGCUUUUAUUAUCGAAAGAAGAGACGGUUUGUUUGAGAGAAGUCUUGUGGCGGGAGUGGACACACUUCAGAUUCUGGUGGCACAUGCAAUGGUCCAGAUAUUUGUGAUGGUUAUACAAAUCAUUUUGGUUCUUGUCUUCACAUUCCUCGUGUUUGACAUUCCAAGUCGGGGUCCAUUUGUUUGGGUCAUAUCACUAUUACUCCUUCAGGGAGCCACUGGAAUGGCAUUUGGUCUGGUGGUGUCAGCCCUGUGUCAACAGGAGAACACAGCAGUGAUGAUGAUUUUGGGCACAUUUUAUCCAAAUCUCAUUUUAAGCGGUAUAAUAUGGCCGUUGGAAGCGAUGCCAUAUUGGAUCCGAUGGUUCAGUUAUAUUCAGCCGCAAACACUGCCCACAGAAACCUUGCGACACGUACUCUCCCGGGGCUGGAGUCUAGAGGAGUCCGGUAUAUGUGGCGUACGAGACGAUGGAUAUGGCAAUGACUGUGAAGACAUCGAUUUUGAUGUCAAAUAUCAUAAAACAAAGGAUUGCGGUAAAGACGAGCUC
Molecule: messenger RNA, 2145 nt
Organism: Oppiella nova
Lineage: Eukaryota; Metazoa; Arthropoda; Arachnida; Sarcoptiformes; Oppiidae
Source: the annotation of a GenBank genome assembly